Messenger RNA from Drosophila ananassae, 963 nucleotides. Its product is annotated as putative gustatory receptor 36a. Gene Ontology annotation, cellular component: membrane. The transcript has 4 exons. NCBI's taxonomy places the organism in Eukaryota, Metazoa, Arthropoda, Insecta, Diptera, Drosophilidae. Bases 1 to 963 code for a protein of 320 amino acids. Gene Ontology annotation, biological process: sensory perception of taste. The record is from RefSeq and is a predicted model, not a curated record.
AUGUUCGACUGGGACGGUUGGCUACUGAAGGUGGUCUACUACUACGGGUUUCUGGCCGGAAUCUCCAACUUUGAAGUGGAUUGGAGAAAGUGUCGUGUCUUUAAAACAAAAAGGAGUACCAUCUUUGCCGUUUUUCACAAUGCACUGGCCUUGGUUCUAGUGAUUUUCUAUUGGAGAGGUCAUGAAAGCUAUAACGUGCUCUUUGGCAGAGCAAACAAGCUGCACGAGGCUCCUAACUAUGGUGACGAGGUGGAGGCGACGUCGUCCUCUGAUGAGGAUAAUGAGGAGGUUGUUCCGCCUCUACUUGGCCAAGCCACAAGUCAAGAGGAUGUCACGUCGGUUGAUACUUCACUCGGACUGAACGCCGUUCAACGUAUUGGCUCUGACUUGAUCCUGGGCUUGGUUCUGCAGUUCUGUAUGGUAGCCUGUAUGACUUUAGCCAUUAGCCAGUAUUAUCUAGUCAUGCUAUUCAUUCGGACGCAAUACGAAAUGCUCAACUCGGAAUUACGAGGCUUGAUCGAAGAGACUAAGGCAUUAAGCCAUCGGCCACGCCGCAAUGGAGUUUUCAUGACCAAGUGUUGUGAGCUGUCGGAUCGAUUGGAUGACAUUGCCCAACAGCAGGACGAGAUCCAGUCCAUUGUUGCUAGCUUGGGAGGGGCGUUCGGCACUCAGGGACUGUUGGUUUACACUGCCUACUAUUUGUCAGUGGUCUCCACCGCCUAUCUGAGCUACAGCCUCGCGAAAAACGGCAUCGAAAAUCUGGGUAUGACAUUCGGCAGUUUGGCGGUGUCGUUGACUUGGUGCUUUUUCUAUUACACGGAUGCCUUAAGGAACCUGUUUGUCGUCCUAAGUAUUCAAAAUGAGCACAGGACCCUGAUUCGUAUCAUGGAAGAGCGAACUGUUUUUCCUCCGGGCCUAGAUAUCCGGCUGGAGCUAUCGAGCGAAGCCGAAGUACGCAGAUAG